AAACUCAACAAAGGAGACGUAGAGAAGUUGAAGAUAAGAUUGUUGUCCGUCCAUAAACUGUGCGAAGAUGCGGAGGAAAAACAACUUAUGGAUCUUUCUGUGAAAGAGUGGCUUCAUAACCUGAAAGAUGUUGUCUACGAUGCAGAAGACGUCCUAGAUGAGAUAGCCACUGAAGCCUUGCAGUGUAAGUUGGAUGCUGAAUUUCAAACCACUGCAACUAAGGUACGAAACUCCAUCUCCACUUUUUUCAAUCAUUUUGUCAAGGAGAUAGAGCCUAAGAUAAAAGAGCUACUUGAAAAACUAGAAUAUCUAGCAAGACAAAAGGAUGAUCUAGGUCUAAGAGAAGGCGUUGGAGGAGAAUCAUCAAAAAGAUUUAUCACGACUUCUUUGGUCGAAGAAUCUGAUAUUUUUGGUAGGGAUGAUGAUAAGGAAAAAAUAAUAAGUUUAUUGGUCUCAGAUGAUGCAUCUUGCAAUGAAAAUUUGUGUGUGAUUCCCAUAGUCGGCAUGGGAGGAAUUGGCAAGACCACCCUUGCUCAACUAGUAUAUAAGGACAAGAUGGUGAAGGAGCAUUUUGACCUUCAAGCAUGGGUUUGUGUUUCGGAUGAAUUUGACGUGUUAAAGCUUACGAAAACAAUUUUAGAAGAAGUAGGUUCGUCUGCUAAUACUGAUAGUAAUAAUCUAAAUUUGCUUCAACUUACACUAAAUGAGAAAUUGGUGGAGAAGAAAUUUCUACUAGUUCUAGAUGAUGUUUGGAAUGAGAAUUAUGUUGAUUGGGAGAUGUUAAGUAAGCCAUUUAAAUCUGGGGCACCUGGAAGCACGGUCAUUGUAACUACACGCAAUGACGAUGUUGCAUCAAUCAUGCGCACUGUUCCAACUCAUCGUCUAAAGACGUUACUGGAAGAAGAUUGUUGGUCACUAUUUGCAAAACUUGCAUUCCUCGAUGGCAUAUUUGAUGCACGUCCAGAGCUAGAAGUAAUUGGUAGACAAAUUGUGAAAAAGUGUGAAGGCCUACCUUUAGCGGCCAAGGCAAUUGGGGCUCUCUUGCGAUCUAAACUAGAUGUGGAUGAAUGGGAGAAUAUAUUGAAGAGCGAACUAUGGGAUUCACCAAUUGACAAAACAAACAUUCUUCCUGCUCUAAGAUUAAGUUACAAAUAUCUUUCCCCACAAUUAAAGCAAUGUUUUGCUUAUUGUUCAAUAUUUCCCAAGGAUUAUGUUUUAGAAAAAGAUCAAGUAGUCUUAUUAUGGAUGGCAGAAGGUUUCUUAGAAGAAACUAGAAACAAAGGAAUGGAAGAGGUUGGUGAAGACUACUUCCUUGCUUUGGCAUCAAGAUCAUUGUUUGAACAAUCAAGUGGCAACAAAUCAGGUCUUAUAAUGCAUGAUCUUGUCAACGACUUGGCAAAAUUUGUUUCUGGACAAUUUACCUUUAGACUGGAGGUUGACAAUUCUCAAGAAAUUUUGAACAAGACUCGCCAUUUGUCAUAUUUAAGAAAACGAUAUAACAACUUUAAGAAGUUUGAGGCACUUUACAAGUCUACUCGAUUGCACACAUUCUUGCCAUUAAAGUUGUCGCCACCGGAUAAUAUCGUCUGCUUCUUAGCUAAUAGAGUACCACAUGACUUAUUGCCAAAUCUAAGGUCAUUGCGGGUGCUCUCUCUAUCUCACCAUUAUAAUAGGAUUGAGCUGCCCGAAUCAAUUGGCAAACUUAAGCAUUUACGUUAUUUGAACCUUUCUUUCACUAAAAUUGUAAGGUUGCCUGAUUCCAUAUGUAAGUUGUGCAAUUUGCAAACAUUGAAUUUAUUAGGUUGUGAAGGUCUUUCUGUAUUACCGAGAGAUGUGUGGAAACUCGUUAAUUUACGUCAUCUUGAUAUUAUUGGAACUGCCAUAAAGGAGAUGCCAAUGCAGUUGAGUAGACUAAAAUGCCUACGAACAUUAACUAAAUUUAUCAUCAGCAAACAUAGUGGGGCUUGCAUUGAAGAACUGGGAAAACUUUCAAAUCUCCGAGGAAAGCUUUCUAUUUUAAAGCUCCAAAAUGUUGUAUCUCCUGAGGAUGCUUUGAAAGCAUGCUUGAAAGAAAGGAAGUACCUUGAGGAGUUGGUGUUGGAAUGGAAUGCAUUAGAUACUAAUAUUUCAGAAUGUCAAAGAUUUGUACUUGACAAUCUUCGGCCUCAUCGUAACUUGAAAAGUCUCACUAUCAACAACUAUGGCGCUGAAACUUUUCCAGAUUGGAUAGGGCAUCAUUCAUUCCUUAAUAUAGUGUCCCUUCGCUUAGAAAACUGUAGACAUUGUUGUAACUUGCCACCACUUGGGCAACUACCCUCUUUGAGGUACCUCUCUGUUGUUGGGUUUGAAGAAGUAGUUAAAGUGGAUCGUGAGUUUUAUGGGAGCGAUUCUUCAUCGGCUAAGCCAUUUGGAGCCUUGAAAGUUCUAAGGUUCGAGCAAAUGUUGAAGUGGGAGGAAUGGUCUUCUUUUGGUGCUGAAAACGAAGGCGGACCUUUUCCUCAACUUGAGGAGCUUUAUAUUAGUUUCUGCCACAAGCUAACCGGAGAGCUGCCCAUCCAUCUUCCUUCUUUAGCCAAACUUGAGAUUUUGGAAUGUCCGCAGUUGGCUGCCUCAUUCCCAAGGGCUCCUUUGCACGAAUUGUAUUUAAAAAAUUGUAAUAAGGUUCAGUUAAAGGAAUUGCCAACCGGACUGCAGAAGCUCAAAAUUGAAGGAUUUGAGUCUCUUCCCCAAGGACUGGUGGACUCCAACGGCUGCCUUCAAAAGUUAACAAUCAAAAAGUAUAUGAAGUUAGAGCUCCCAACACACUUUUCGUCCCUUGAAACGUUGAAGUUGGACAAUUGUGAUUCCCUCAAGUCAUUUCCAUUAGAUUUAUUCUCAAAGCUUUAUAAAAUCAACAUCUCUGGGUGUACGAAUCUGGGAUCAUUUACAGCUUCAGAACAACAUGGACGUGAUUUAGUGACCUUGCAUAUUCACAUUAGCAAUUGCCCGAAUUUUGUAUCUUUUCCAAAAGAAGGAAUUCGUGCCCCCAACCUUAAAUCCUUUUGGGUACAAAAAUGUGAAAGUCUGAGGUCACUGCCAGAGAAGAUGCAUAUACUCCUCCCUUCUCUUGAAAAAUUUGCUAUAACCGAUUGUCCAGAAGUUGAAUUGUUACCUAAAGGGGGCUUUCCUUCCAAUCUGCAAAUUCUUAACGUUGAGUACUGUGAGAAACUCUUUGCUAGUCGGAUGGAAUGGGGUUUGCAAAAACUUUCGUCUAUUAGACGUUUGUAUAUCGGUAGCAAAUCUGAAGAUGUGGUGUCUUUUCCAGAGCCAGGGUUGAUGCCUUCUUGUUUGACUUCUCUUUCGUUCUAUGGAUUUCCAAAUAUGAAAUCUUUGGACAAGAAUGGGCUUCAGCACCUCACCUCUCUUCAAGACUUGUCUGUCAGGCACUGCCCUAAGCUCAAGUACAUGCCCAAAGAGGUGUUGCCUGCCUCCCUUUCUGAAUUAAAUAUCUCUAACUGCCCGUUGUUAAGGAAGUGGUGGCAAAGCAAGAAACGAAAAGAACAACGAAAGAUUCCCGACGUCGAUAACGUACUUUUUGAUCGGGAAGUUUAUAUUGGAUGA
Corylus avellana is the source of this 3600-nucleotide messenger RNA. The record is from RefSeq and is a predicted model, not a curated record. NCBI's taxonomy places the organism in Eukaryota, Viridiplantae, Streptophyta, Magnoliopsida, Fagales, Betulaceae.